GAGAGAGAGAGAGAGAGAGAGAGAGAGAGAGAGAGAGAGGAAGUGAGUGAAGAGAGAGAAGAGAGGAUUAUCCUGCAGCAAAUAUUUUUUUGUUUUUCGAUUUUUAAAACUUGUUAAAAACCAGCGUGGGGGAUCUCUUUUAAGUAUUUCUUGGUUUGUUCUUAAACCCCAAUGGCGGUGCUGAGACACUGUCCCAUGCAGUCGACCAUGCCCUUCAUGUGGCCCCAGAAGAAUGUGGGAGUCCCAGGCCCUGGUGUUGAAGGGGAGGAGGAGGUGGUGGUGAAGAAGGGGGUCUGUCACAUCACCCAGCUGAAUAAGGUGCUGACAGAGGGCACUGCCAAGCAAGUGGACAAGACUGAGGAGAAGUACUGUGUGUCCGUCAUCGCCCAGGCAGAGUGUGAGGGAAAACAGGAGUUCAGCCCUACCUGUUCUGAAGGUGGCUUCAUUAGAUGCUUAAGGCCUCAGUCAGACCACAACAAUGUGGCGAACUUUUCUGCCAGGGGCGCCUCAGCCUGUCGGGGGGAAGGGCCUGGCCGGCGCCGCACCCGCCGGAGACACAAGAAGCGCAGAAAGUGGGAGCGGAGGAGAGGAGAGAGGGAGAGGGAGUGCUCCAGCAUCCCAGAGCAAGAGAGCUGCCCCCCAGCACCCAUCCAGGCACAGCAGGAGGAUGAUAGCGAGUACAGCAGCUUCUGUAGCAGCAGGAGCAACAACAGCAACAACAACUGUGCCCCCCAGAGUUCGGGAGUGCAGGAGACAGAGGUGCCAGGGCUGCCCACCAUCGAGCCGGGGGUGCCAGUCAGGGACACAGAGGAAUCAUACAGGGGCGAGCCUUUCCUGGAGCCCUGGCUGCUCCUGCCGGGGGUGCCCUUCACCAACCCUCUCCUCCAUAGCCUCAAGCUCUCCAGUGAUGGGGAUUGCUACCCACGCUCUUCCUCCCCCAAGGAGAGCCUCCAGGGCCAGGACCUGGCUGUACAGGCCCUGCGAGGCAGUGUGAGUCAGGAGGAGGCCAAGCACUUGGGCCCCUUCUUCCAGCAGGUGAAGAGCGAGGCCUGCAGUGAGGAGGAGGAGUGGGAGAGUGGAGGCUGCAACGAGGGGGUGCUGCUCAAUGAGAACCUGAAACCAGUGAACUAUGAGUAUAAGGAGGGCCAUGAGUACACAGUCUGCAGCCACAUACAGAACGGUGCCUUCGGCGAGGUGUACUGCGUGAAGGACAACAGCACGGGAUUCCAGUGCGCAGCUAAGAGGAUCCCUCUGGACAGGUUUCGCAGUGAGGAGGUGAGCUCGUGGAGUGCUCUGAACUCCUCUCGGAUUGUCCAGCUCUACGGGGCAGUCAGGGAGGAUGCCUUCGUCACACUCUUCAUGGAGCUCAAGAAAGGCGGCUCGCUGGCUCAGCUGAUCAGAGAGAGUGGCCGGCUGCCCCAGGACAGAGCUCUCUUCUACCAGGAACAGGUGCUCGAAGCCCUGGAGCACCUGCACUCCCGCAGGGUGCUGCACAGAGACGUCAAGGCUGACAAUGUGCUGCUGUCCCAGGACGGGGAGAAGGCAUUCCUCUGUGACUUCGGGCACUCAGAGAAGCUGGGUCUCAACGGAAAGAGCCAGGUGCCCCCUACAGGGGCCGGGCUGCAGGGUACUGAGACACACAUGGCCCCCGAGGUGGUGCUUGGCGAGGGGUGCAGCUCCCAGGCUGACGUGUGGAGCAGCUGCUGCAUGAUGCUGCACAUGCUGAACGGCUGCCAUCCCUGGACCCGCUACUACACCCACCCACUCUGCCUCAAGAUUGCCAAUGAACCCCCACCCAUUAAGGAAAUCCCAGCCACUUGUAACCCUUGCACUGCUGAUGUCAUCAAGAUGGGUUUAGAGAAGGAUCCAAUCAAAAGGGCUUUGGCUGCAGAGCUGAGGGCAAAGGUCAAAGAAGCACUAAAACAAGUGGGUGGCCUAAGAAGUCCCUUGAAAGGACCCUAUCAGGAGCCAGCAAACUUUGAACCAAUCACAGAGAAACCUGGGAGCAGUGAAUCACAGGCCCCGCCCUCGGGCGAGCUUGGCCCUGCCCCUCUGCAGGAUGAAGCCCUGGCAUUGGAGGAGAAGUCAGAGCUAGAGUGGGUGAGCCCCUGGAGGAAGGUGGCAGAAGGGGAGGAGUGUGUUUCUGAAUCGCCCCGCCCCCUUUCCUCCCUCACCCCCACACCCCUACUAUUGCAAAAACUGAGCCGCCAAGAGCGCAAUGCAAGUGUCUCCGAGCAGGAGCUACAGCAACUCGAAAGAGACUUCUUCCUGAGCAGUCUGUCUCAGCCACACUCCCCUGAACUCCAGGAGCAGCUCUUGUCCUGCCUGAGCAGUGAGUGCUACUCCCACUGGGACCCUGGUGACAAGGACUCUGGGAAGGGCUCUCUCAGUCUCAGGGAUGAUCUGAGUUCGGGGAUCUUCUCCUUCAACAGCCAGCCAGACGGACACAGCUUCAGCAUCGAGAGCUGGCUCGGACCCUGCUCCGGCCCACCCAGCUGCUUCAACGGUGUGGACGUGCAUAUCCAGGGGUUCGACGGGGAGUGGCUGCGUAUCAGGGAGGCCCCCAAAGUGCUGUUGGGGCGCAUCGCCACGGGGAUCAGCGAACAGAUCUCGGAGGCUGCAUUCAGCCUGGUGACAGUGGAGGGGUACCCAGUGUCCUGCGAUGAGGAGAUCCCAGAUUCAGGAAUCGAUCUGCGCUGCACCCCUGCUCCAGACUGCAGCCUUGUCUGGACCUGGCGCGUCAAAAAGGGCCAGCUGGAGAUCCGGGAGUGAGCAGGGCCGCAUCCUGCAAGCCUCCAUGAGCUCGCAUCCUUGAUUUUUGAUUUGGAGCAAAAAAUUGAGAAGCAUAUUUAUAUAAUAUGAGAAGCUGUAUCUAAAAGUAUUGUAUUUGCCAAAAUAUGUUUGUAGUGUGAACUUUCUACUUUCCGUAUUGCUCAUCUUAACUGUUCAGAACAUAAUUCUGUAUCUUAAACUUACUGCCGCGGUGUUCUUCUCAUUUUACCCUACAACAGAGAGAAAUACUGGUCGCAGUCUGUACCAUCCAAAAAAUAUCUGGUCUAGUCUUUGUUGUUAUGUUUUUCAUACUUACAAUUCAUCAUAACAGCUGUUUUAACAUGUUACAGUACAUACAAUACCCACCAUAGAAUCUUAUGUUGAAGUUUCUACAGCUGCUAUCAGCCUGCAUUUCAUUCUGGUAACACUGUUCAGACUAUAGGUCAAUCUGUGAGAGUCUACUGUAUAUAGAACACAGGUAAAUAAUAAGAACAUUAACACAGUACAUAUGAUCACAUGAAUUCUAGUUGUGCUUAAAUACCCGUCUAUUUCAACAUUGUUUUGUACCUAUGUUUAUUUAAACCACGAUUUUUCUCUGUUUCACUGUAUCUGAACUCUCUCUGUGUGUAUGUAUGUAUGUAUGUAUGUAUGCAUUGAUAUUUUUAAACAAUCUGCCACCAGGAUGCCCUUGGAAAUUAGAUUAUAUUUUUAGAAAUGGAAUAGCCUUUCUGCCCCUGAAAUGGCUUUCUAGAUCAGUAGCAGCACUUAGAAAAGUUUACUACAGUAAAAGCAUAGCAAAGUGUAAUAAUGUAUAUAUUUAAAGAACAGUGAAAGCAUGGGAAGUCAUUGAUAAACCAUAGUAAAACACGAAUAGUAAAACAUGAAAAAGCAUGGUAAUGCAGAAUGACUGCAAAUAUACUAUGGAGAUCUGGUGUAAGCGUUGUAGGGUAAAGAGUCCUAGGAGGGGGGGCAAGCGGGCUGGAGACUGAUCUGCCCUCCAGUCCUGUAGGAGGUAGUUCCUUCAGGGCAGGGUUUUGGUGCUGUGGCACUGUGCCAAAAGGGAAAAAAGGCAUCCUGCAGUCCACGCCAUACCUACUCUAUGGAUUAAAUGAGGACUGCAGUCUGCAUUGCUGGCAAUCUAGCAACCUUCACUAGAACUCACUUCCUUACCGGUUACAAAGAUUUCAGAAAUAUAGGACCCAUUCAUAAAUCCCCAUCUCUUUUACAAAGAUGUUCUGGUGAGCAGCAUACAUGUUGAGCUAAAUAAAAAUAAAAGCAAUUCUGCAAACA
This is a messenger RNA of Acipenser ruthenus (sterlet), 4062 nucleotides long. It is a transcript of the gene map3k14a, whose product is annotated as mitogen-activated protein kinase kinase kinase 14a. The transcript is spliced from 16 exons. NCBI's taxonomy places the organism in Eukaryota, Metazoa, Chordata, Actinopteri, Acipenseriformes, Acipenseridae. Gene Ontology annotation, biological process: positive regulation of canonical NF-kappaB signal transduction; protein phosphorylation. Bases 172 to 2772 code for a protein of 866 amino acids. The record is from RefSeq and is a predicted model, not a curated record. Gene Ontology annotation, molecular function: ATP binding; protein kinase activity.